AACCACAGCUCCGUUUGGGUUGUGUGUCUAGCAUGUCGCACCGACAUGAGUCUUGUUCGUUGUUGGACUGCGGCACCCCUUUCAAUGGCGGCCUUGCUGGCUAACCAGCGCUAGCGUGGCAGCUACAUACUAGCCGCGGUCUUCGAGCUAACCAGUCGGCUAAGCAGCUCCUCUGGUCCACCCCGCAACUCCAGUUUCAGGUAGCGCUACACGCCCACCUUCCUGACCAGGAAUACUGGUUUUACAGUGUAAUCAAACCACAUAGCUGACAUUCUGUCACAGUUUCACUGAAGUGGAUCACUACAGGAACUAAACACUUUCUGUUGGGUGGAUCUCAAUACCUCUUCUUCAAAUUUUGGAUUGCUAUCAAGUUUUUCUUUUUUAGCCUAAUGAGACAUUGUUUCUGACCUCAAAGCAAAAUGUCACACUCCGGCACUCUGGAUUUAGACCGAUACAGCACCAUGGAUCGAUCCCGUCGCUCCAUGAGCCACAGCCAGAACCGACAGGCGAAGCAUGGCGAAGUCCUGUGCGAUUUCUGCACCACCAGGAAGCAGAAGGCCCAGAAAUCGUGCUUAGUGUGCUUGGCUUCUUACUGCGAGACCCACCUCCAGUCUCAUUAUGACUACCCGGCACUGAUGAAGCACAAACUGGUCAAAGCUACCGGACAAAUGAGGGAGAAGAUCUGUGCGCAGCACGACAAGCUUCUGGAGGCCUAUUGUCGCACCGAUCAGACGUCUGUGUGUGUCCUGUGCAUGAUGGAUGAGCACAAGCAUCACGACAUCGUCCCGGCUGGAACUGAGAGGACUGAAAAACAAAAACAACUUGGCACCACGCUGCACAAAUCGCAGCAGAGGAUUGACCAGAGAGUCAAAAAGUGGCAGGAUCUCCGACAAGCAGUGGAAGCUAUGAAACACUCCGCUGAGUCGGUCCUGGAGGAGAACGAACGGAUCUUCACAGAGCUCUUACUCUCUAUAGAGAGGAAGUACAACGAAGUCAAGGAGAUGGUCCGCUCACACGAGAAGACCACUGUGAACCGUGGGGAGAUUCUCCUCGACCGCUUGGAGGAAGAGAUCACCCUGCUGAGGAAGAGACACACAGAUCUGGAAAAGCUGUCACACACCGACGACCACAUACAUUUUCUGCAGAGCUGGCAAUCUCUAUCCGGCCCCUCGGGUUACGAGGACCUGAACAAUGUCAGCGUCGCUCCCAAUUACUCCUUCGAUGCCACCAAGAGAGCCAUUGCUGCCCUGAAAUUACAAGUAGAGGAAAUCAGCAAGAAAGAGACGAUGAAAGUCUCUGCGGCAGUGAAAGAAGUCUACAUCACACAAGAAAGUGAGAAAAAAACAAGGAGAGAAUCAUCAUUUUACUCUGAAACUAGAAUGACAGAAGAGCCAAAGACUAGAGAAGAUUUCUUGCAAUAUUCUUGCCAGCCAAUUCUGGAUGUCAACACUGUGCAUCCCAACCUCUACCUGUCAGAGGGCAACCGGACGGCCACAAUGAAGAGUGAACCUAAGAACUACCCCGAUCACCCUGAGCGAUUUGACCACUGGCAGCAGGUGCUUUGUAAAGAAGGCCUAUCUGGGAGUCGCUUUUACUGGGAAGUGAGCUGGAGGGGAUCAGAAAUCGACAUGGCGGUUACCUACAGGGGUAUUUUCCGUAAAGGAAACAGCAAUGUGUGCAGCCUGGGCUCGAACGAUAAAUCCUGGAGCCUCUACUGCUCUGAGUCCAAAUUCUCUUUCGUGCACAACAACAAAAGCACCGACCUACCAGUCCCGAGGUCGUCACGCAUCGGCAUUUACUUGGACCAUGCGGCUGGUGUGUUGGCGUUUUACAACGUUUCUGAGGCCAUGCAGCUUCUGCACCUCAACCGCACUACAUUUACGGAGUCUGUGUACCCCGCUUUUGGCGUGUGGGGUUAUGGCACCACCAUUAGACUGUAGAAGAGUGGAUCAUCAGGAUUAAACAGAAUAAUCAAUCAGUCGCGGUAAUCAUUAGAGAUAUCUGAGAAUCAGGCCUUUGCUGACUUUGACUGAGAUAGAAAGUUGAUAAGAAAAGUGAACAUGCUUUUAUAUUUACAAAAAAAAUAUGAUCACUGAAAUUGAUGUUUUGCAUUUCAAACAGAGAAAGUUCCCCUAUUCUGAACAUGUGUAAUUACCGCAACUUGAAUAAAUAUUGUUAAAACUAAAAUAAAAUGUGGUUUAUAAAUGCUUGCUGAAUUUGGUAGUAUUAUGAAAGUAGUAGUGUUGUGAAUUCUCAAUACCGGCCUUUAUUGGGUAGGUGUGUGGGGGUGCGU
Molecule: messenger RNA, 2293 nt
Organism: Corythoichthys intestinalis (scribbled pipefish)
Lineage: Eukaryota; Metazoa; Chordata; Actinopteri; Syngnathiformes; Syngnathidae
Product: tripartite motif-containing protein 16-like
Exons: 8
Coding region: 420-1940 (506 amino acids)
Molecular function (GO): zinc ion binding; protein binding
Source: RefSeq, a predicted model, not a curated record